Molecule: messenger RNA, 1093 nt
Organism: Polistes canadensis
Lineage: Eukaryota; Metazoa; Arthropoda; Insecta; Hymenoptera; Vespidae
Gene: Ak1
Product: adenylate kinase isoenzyme 1
Exons: 5
Coding region: 341-910 (189 amino acids)
Biological process (GO): nucleoside triphosphate biosynthetic process
Cellular component (GO): cytosol; cytoplasm
Molecular function (GO): AMP kinase activity; ATP binding
Source: RefSeq, a predicted model, not a curated record
GAUUAAUUGUUCAAAAUCUACGAUAAUGAAUUAGAUCGGUUUUCUGGCAAUCUUUCGGAAUCUGAUAAGUGACCUUAAAGUCAGUGCGAAUGCGCAAAAUUUUACCCCCACCUAUUAUCCACGAGCCAAUGACAAAUCGAUAUAUUCGAAAUUUUUACGUGAAAGCUCGAAGCUUGAACUAUUCUUAUCGGUAGUAGCUACUACGGAACUCACGACGAGUGGUUAUGUUCAUAGAUGUAUUGCUGAGAAAGGAUUAAAUACCUGCAGUAGGGAUACCUGCAGAAUACAAACAGAAGACUUAUCCGAAUCAAGUUCAAUAGAAUCGAGUUUGUUAGAAAAUAUGAAGACAGUAUGGGUGAUUGGUGGUCCUGGCUGUGGAAAAGGAACCCAGUGCGAUCGAAUAAUCAAAAAAUAUGGAUUUUUACAUUUGAGCAGCGGUGAUCUUUUGCGAGAUGAAGUAGCAAGCGGUAGUCCUAGAGGAGCUUCGCUACAGGAAUUAAUGUCGAAAGGGUUGUUCGUGCCAACGGAUAUUGUGUUGGAUCUUAUAAAGGAAAAGAUGGAAAAAGCUCGUAUCGAAGGUACCACCAAAACAGGUUUCCUUAUAGAUGGAUAUCCUCGUGAAUUGGAGCAAGGAAUCCUUUUUGAAAAAAAUGUUUGUCCGGUUGAUCUCAUUUUAUUUUUUGAUGUAUCUAAUGAGACGAUGACCAAAAGGCUUCUCGGUCGUGCCGCAGUAUCUCAAAGAGCUGACGAUAAUGCUGAAACCAUUAAGAAAAGGAUCGAAAUAUUUAAUCAAAAGAAUGGCGAAAUUGUAAAAAAUUAUGAGGACAAAGUUGUCAGGAUUAACGCUGAAGGAACCGUCGAUGAAAUAUUCGAUGAAGCUUGUAAAGCGCUCGAUCGUUUGUUGGCUUAAUGUUUUGGCAAAGCCCACAACCUUUGUGAACUUUUCUCAAGCAUUGCCUAAUUGUCUGUCACGUCCAAAAGAGAUUUAAAUUUUUAGAUAGAUAUAUUAAGCAAUACGAAGUGUGUGAUCAUAACUUUGACAUUAUGUACCUGUCCUAAAAAUGAAAAAAUUACUUGGAUUAGUAUGACGUAA